This is a messenger RNA of Ichthyophthirius multifiliis, 984 nucleotides long. RefSeq names its product nuclear elongation and deformation protein, putative. The transcript has a single exon. Gene Ontology annotation, molecular function: phosphatidate phosphatase activity. Lineage: Eukaryota; Ciliophora; Oligohymenophorea; Hymenostomatida. The record is from RefSeq and is a predicted model, not a curated record.
AUGAUUAAAACAAUCAAAAAUCUAUUUAAUUUCUUCUUAGAAGAUUAAGAGUUUUCUUUAUUAAGUGGUGUUAUUGAUAUAAUAGUAGUAAAAUGGCCCGAUGAUUCUUUAAGAUCAUCUGCUUUUCAUGUUAGAUUUGGCACUUUAAAAGUAUUAGAUACUGAGAACGUAAUAAUAAACAUAAAUGUAAAUGAUGUCCGUAUUUCACAGGCUUAAAUGUACCUAUUGCCUGAAGGAGCUGGUUAUUUUUUAGAAAAAAAUGAAGACACAAAUACCUUAGUUAAAAAAUUAAGACCCUCUAAUUCCCUUUUAAAUUUAUUUAAUUUAAGAAAAGGAUACAAUAAAAUAGAAUUUAUUAUAAACACUGAACUUUAAGGAGAGCAUGUAAUUGAAGGGAAAAUCUAUUUAUUUAACUAUGAAGCAAAAUUGGUUAUUUCUGAUGUAGAUGGUACUAUUACUAAAUCAGACAUAAAAGGUCAUAUAAAUUAUAUGUUGGGAAAAUAAUGGACUCAUGAUGAUAUUGCAUAAUUAUAUACUUAAAUUUAAAAAAAUGGAUAUAAAAUAGUAUAUUUAUCAUCAAGACCGAUAACUUUGUAUAAUUAUACAUAAAAAUAUUUAAAAAAUAUUCAAUAAAAUGGAUAUAAAAUGCCAGAUGGACCUACUCUUUUGUCUCCUGAUUUACUUUUAAAUUCAGUUAAUAGGGAAGUUAUAUUAAAAAAAGCGGAUGAGUUUAAAGGGGCUUUAUUGAAGGACAUCUAAGGACUUUUUCCUAUUGGAACUAAUCCAAUUUUUGCUGGAUUUGGGAAUAGGGAUACAGAUGCCAUUGCAUGCUUAUAUGCAGGAAUUUAAGUGGAGAAUAUUUAUAUUAUUAAUGAAAAAGGAGAAAUUGAGAAUAUUGGAAAAAGAUAGAUAUUUAGUUAUAAAAAAAUUUAUUUAAAUUAAUAAGAACUAUUUCCAGUAAUAAGAAAAGUAAAAAUUCAUUGA